Manis javanica (Malayan pangolin) is the source of this 2311-nucleotide messenger RNA. NCBI's taxonomy places the organism in Eukaryota, Metazoa, Chordata, Mammalia, Pholidota, Manidae. The record is from RefSeq and is a predicted model, not a curated record.
UUUUUUACUUCUUUGCAGAUUUAUGCCCUGUGGCUUCUAUGCCCAGCACUUGGAGGAGACUUAUUUUUGAACAAUUAUUUUUAAGGCCACCACACAUGCUUGGGAGUAAGGAUAUGCCUGCCAUAAGGAAGCCCCUGGACUAGAGAAAGGAGAGCUGGUUUUGCUUAUACGGGGGAACACCAUUUCCUCUCAUCUAAGGGAGGAAGGAGGGACAUGCAGUUUUUAUUAGAAAAAGAAAAGUUGUUACAGGGAUUCAGGUGUUCACACUCUGAUCCAUCCCCAUCCUUUAGUCUGGGUCACAUGGAAGUGAAUAUGGAAUCUUAGAAGGAUCUUGGACUUUAAUCAGAAAACCAGUUUCUCCCAAAUGAACUGAAUUCCUUUUAUGAAGUUGCUGAAGUCUGAGCCUCAGUUUCUUAAUCUAUGAGAUGGGGAUAAAAAUCACAUUAAUCUUAUAAAGAGUUAUUAUAAAGAUUGGGUAAGAUCAAUUAGAGAUCAAAUAUACCUUGUAAUGCAUAAACGUUAUAGAAAGCUUUUUUCAUCAGCAAAAAAUGUUCUGCAUCCUAUAUCUUUUUUUUUCUGUUACUGUCACUAAACCCAACUUCAUCUUCUCAAGUUUGAGAUGCUCACUUCUCUAUCAUAUCACUGGCAUCAGUAAGCUAUUCAAACACCACUGUCUGGCUAAGCAGGCUGUUCCGCCGUAGCUUUGAAUACUGACAAGGUCACAAAUCACACGAAGGGAGAUAAAUUCAUGGUUUACUUUACCAUCCUCCUAAUUCCUAUUGUACUGGCUGACGUCUCUCUCAACACAGAAGUCUGUGAUCUCUGCAGAGCUCCCUCUCCCUAAAUGCUCUGUUCCUAUUCUUUGUCCAGGGUGAGCACUUCCUAAAAAACCCCUGAAUCUAAGGGAAUGUUUUUCAAUUUCUUACUAUAAAGCACAGCUAACUCAACUCAGGACUUCAUAGUGUUUCCAGGCUAUGUCUCCCUUGAUUAAGUCAGUCAUUAUUUAAUUUAUUUCCAGACCAUAGUAUUUGUUAGAUUUGCUUCCCUAAGCAAGAAAAACAGUUGACUCUACAGUGACUAAGCCCUUUCUCUCAGGGGUCUUAAGAGGAAGUAAGUCAGAUAAGUACUUCUGGGAUCCUGAUGCUGCAGCCGAGGGUAACAAGGGGUGGGAAAUUGGUGCUGAACUGGCAUCCAAGAGCUGUGACGAGGGAGUGGGAGCGGGGAGAGGACAACAUAAAGGACCCUGUGGUUUGCAUACGAUUCUGGUUCUCAGACUUUGGACUAUGAGCAUUGGUCCCGAAGAGCCAAAGCCAUAGGUCACGAAGAACCAUUGCAUCUAACCUUAGUCCGGGUGUCCCGGGGGGGAUAUGACAUCUCAGAACACGACUGGUGGUAGGAGACCAUGGGGUGCUGCAUACUGCAUGCACUGCAUUUAAGAGUCAGCUGUGUUUCAUUUUCUGUGACUGGUGCUUGUUCUGUACAGAGGAAAUGUGCAAAGGAGAUGGCAGUGCAGAUGGAUAUAGAAUGUCUUUAAUUCCUCUUUCUAACAGGACAGCUCCACCAGAACCUGCCUUCUAACACAAGUAUUUUGCUUCGGUAGUCCCUGAGGUAAUGCACGCACAGGCACCCUGCAGACUCCAGUGGACUGUAUGUACCCUGACAGGGCCUCCUUCCAUCCACAGUGAGAGGGAAGCACACAAGAGAUCUGACAGAACUCAGUUGUCACGUGGUCUUUUCUCUGUCCCUUUGAGAGAGAAGGUGUUUAUCUUUCCUGAAGACUCAGCCACAGCUCUGUCCCUGAUCCUCAGGGUGAACAAGCCGCUGAAGAACAGUGCCCUGCGCCUGAGCGCCUCCCAGACCCCACCCUGCUCCCACCUCCUCUCCUGCAUCUCCAAGUCCAAGGACCUCGGAGGACAGCACCCGCUGUACACUGGGCGUGCGUGCUCACUGUCAAGGGCCCCUGCCUUCCUAGGCCCCAAUCCAUGCCUGGGCCAGCUGGGUGCCUGCCUCCGGGAUUGCAGAACCCGGGAGGGUGGGAAGCUCCUGCAGAGGAAGGGUGUGAGAAAGGGACAAGAGCGGGAUUCUGUUGGGAGACAUUAGGACACAAAACAACCCUUUGCUGGUGAGAUAGGGGACACAUGGCCAGAUCACGUGCUCUCCCCAAAAGGGAUGUGCCUCUCAUGUUACAGUAACAGCCUCCUGAACUGGCAGGCCCUGCCUUAUAAAGAUAACAGCUAUGUGGUCACUAGCCCAAGGUGUGGGCUGAAGCGUCCCUUCUCUGGACACGAUUUGUGUUGGUGAUAAUCACUCA